UCUGUUUUGCCGAGAGCGCCGCUCUGCGCAUGCGCUCCUCUGGAGUUUAGGGUGGGAGAGUUAGCCGUUAGCCGUGACAGCUAACCGACCGGAGUGUGUAAUGGCGGCCUCGGUGUUGCUGGGGUCUGGCGACAACACCGGACACAACUUCACGGUUGGAGGCGGCAGCAGCGGCGGCGGCACCGGGAAUGUUUUAGGCGGGAAUAAUAACGGGCUGGGAGCGGCGGGUCUCGCGCCCUGGAACCGUUCUCUGGACCGCGCGCUGGACGAAGCCUCGGCCACCGGGAGCCUGAAUCUCAGCGGCAGGAAGCUGAAGGAGUUCCCCCGGAGCGCCGCUAACCACGACCUCACAGACACCACCAGGGCCGACUUGUCUCGUAACCGUCUGUCGGAGCUGCCUCUGGAGGUGUGUCUCUUCGUGUCUCUGGAGAGUCUGAACCUUUACCAGAACUGUCUCCGGUCUCUGCCGGACAGUCUGCUCAACCUGCAGGCUCUCACCUGCCUCAACCUCAGUCGUAACCAGCUGUCUGUCCUCCCGGUGGUGGUCUGCAGUCUUCCUCUGAAGGUUUUGAUCGCCUGCAACAACAAACUGGUUUCUCUGCCAGAGGAGCUGGGCCAGCUGAGACACCUCACUGAGCUGGAUGUGAGCUGUAAUGAGAUCCAGACUCUGCCGUCUCAGGUGGGUCAGCUGGAGGCUCUCAGAGACCUGAACAUCAGGAGGAACCACCUGGUCCGCCUGCCUCCAGAGCUAGCUGACCUCCCAUUGGUGCGUCUGGACUUCUCCUGUAACAAGGUGACCUCCAUCCCCGUCUGUUACCGGCAGCUCACUCAGCUACACACCAUCGUCCUCGACAACAACCCUCUACAGACCCCACCUGCACAGAUCUGCAUUAAAGGGAAGGUCCACAUAUUUAAGUACCUGAACCUGGAGGCCAGUAAGACGACCCCGGACCUCCCAGACUACGACAGACGGCCUCUAAACUUCAGCUCCUGUGUGGAUGAGCUGUACCCCGGCCGGCCGUACGGAGCGCUGGAUUCUGGUUUCAACAGCGUCGACAGCGGAGACAAGAGAUGGUCGGGGAACGAGCCUACAGAGGAGCUGUCCGAGCUGCCCCUGAGAGUAGCAGAGAUCAGCCGAGAUCAGAGACCGAGAGCUCCGCUGGCCAACGGCACGCAUGUGGAGUCGGAGCAGAUAGACUACAUAGACAGCUGUGUGGGAGAGGAAGAGGAGGAGGAAGGGAGGAGUAGAGCCAGUGGCAGCAGGGACAGCGCCAGCCUGAGCUCUCAGUUCAUGGCCUACAUCGAGAGACGCAUCACCAGAGAGGGUUCUCCAGGAAAAACCAACUCGAGGACAGAAGACACGAGGAGACACAACAGGAGUGUUGUGGAUGGUGUAACAGCGCCCUCCGGUGCCCAGAGCCAGAGAGGUGUUCUUGGUGUAGGGGGGGUGGAGAGGAUGAGGAGGGAGGCUCAUCUCGCUGCUCUGAGGUACGACGAGGAGAGACAGAAGAAUCGAUCUCUGCAGAGAGACAACGUCACCAGCUACACCAAGCAUAAAGCAGCUGUGAGUCCAGACAGUGAGAACGUCUACCCCUCCAGACGCUCCACCCACACAGAUGACUCCGCCCUCUUCAUGGGAGAGGACCGAGCAGCGCUGUCUCCCACAGCCAAUCAGUCGCCUUCGUACCCGUCCUCAGGGGGCGGGGCUUCCUGUCGGACGUCUGCCCUGCGACCGGAGAGCUUCCUGUUCCGUCUCAAUCAGAAAGAGGAGAAGAGGAAAGGUGAUGCUGUGUCUCAGCCUCCAGCUCCUCCUCCUCUGAUUGGAGAAGAUGCUGAACGGGUGGAGAUGCUCAGAAAGAAUAUCGAGGCUCGUCUUAAGGUGUCGUUGCCUAGCGACCUUGGAGCAGCUUUGACAGACGGCGUGGUGCUCUGUCACCUGGCCAAUCACGUGAGACCUCGGUCCGUCCCCAGCAUCCACGUCCCCUCCCCCGCCGUGCCUAAACUCACCAUGGCAAAAUGUCGGAGAAACGUUGAGAACUUCCUGGAGGCGUGUCGCAGGAUCGGUGUCCCACAGGACGGCCUGUGUUCAGUGGGGGAGGUUCUGGCGGGAGAAGGUGGCGGCCGGGUGUACGGGACGCUGGGCGCGUUGCUGUCCAUGGCCCCGCCCCCGAGCAGCCCCUCCCCUCGCUUCCAGCUGGCGGGCUUCGCCCUCUUCUACCUGUCCGUCAUGUCGCUGCUCUGUGCCAUCUACGUGCACCUGGCACCACACGUCUGAACCCCCACCUGAGAACGAGACGCCACAGAGACAGUUAGGGGUGUGAAUCACACACCAUACGGUAUCACAUAGUUUCUUCAGACAACCAUACUAUACUUAUAGGGCAAGGUAUCGGCAAGGAUUUUCCAAAUUGAUUCGAUUCCUAUUCACAAGGUCCCGAAUCGAUUCAAUAUCAGUUAACAUUUCAGCUACGAACCCAAUAAAUGUUGGAUAUAAAGGAGACGAUGUUCCCUCUGACCUGCUGCAGUGGUUAAGCUGUGGUGUGUAAUGUUGUGAUAUUAAUGAACGUCCGUUACAUUCAAGUCAAAUGAGUUGCUACAGAGUUAAUUAAGACCAUCGGCUCCACACAACUCUCUCUGGAUCUCUCAGGAUGGUCAGAAGAGUGUUAGUCUGGUUAGUCUGGCUAUCACCAGACCAAGCUCCAUCCUUUAAGAUUGAACAUGAGUCCGGGGAGUCUGCUCUCUAUUCUCUACUGCACAAGAGGCUGGAUCAACGGGCAUAUAGUUCAAAUGAGUCAGUAACUCAUCAGUCAGUCCUUCCAGAAAAAUGUGGAGUUUUUUUGUGAUUGUUGUGGGCAGAAAUCCUUGAUUGGAAUA
Molecule: messenger RNA, 2871 nt
Organism: Perca flavescens (yellow perch)
Lineage: Eukaryota; Metazoa; Chordata; Actinopteri; Perciformes; Percidae
Gene: lrch3
Product: leucine-rich repeats and calponin homology (CH) domain containing 3
Exons: 20
Coding region: 101-2275 (724 amino acids)
Cellular component (GO): cytoplasm
Molecular function (GO): protein binding
Source: RefSeq, a predicted model, not a curated record